AUGGUUACUGCAAAUGAUACUCAAGAAGAAUCUGACAGAAAUAGCUCUAUUCUAAUGGAUAUUAUUCCUGUUAAGGCAAUUAUCCUAUUAAGCAACUAUGGAAAAAAUAUACCAAUUGACACCAAAAAUUCUGCUUAUAAAAGAUGUCUAACUAAACAUGAAGAAACAAAUAUGUCAACUAACAAGGAGCUUAAGACUAGUCAAAAAAUACAAGCAUAUAUUCAAAGAAGAGCAGAACAAAUUAUAAAUGAGCAAAUGAAAAUGCUAACCAGCCUUCUGGAAUGGCCAUUUCACAAAGUAGUUUUGGAUAGAGUACUAGUACAAAAUCAAGACCAAAAAACAUUAUUAAAUAAUCCUGUAGAAGUUUUAGAAGAAGUGCAAGCCCACUUCUAA
This is a messenger RNA of Dentiscutata heterogama, 393 nucleotides long. Lineage: Eukaryota; Fungi; Glomeromycota; Glomeromycetes; Diversisporales; Gigasporaceae. The record is from the annotation of a GenBank genome assembly.